Molecule: messenger RNA, 1162 nt
Organism: Phaeodactylum tricornutum CCAP 1055/1
Lineage: Eukaryota; Bacillariophyta; Bacillariophyceae; Surirellales; Neidiaceae
Exons: 1
Coding region: 104-1162 (352 amino acids)
Biological process (GO): DNA-templated transcription initiation; RNA polymerase II preinitiation complex assembly
Cellular component (GO): transcription factor TFIID complex; SAGA complex
Molecular function (GO): RNA polymerase II general transcription initiation factor activity; protein heterodimerization activity; transcription coactivator activity
Source: RefSeq, a predicted model, not a curated record
CGUUCACGCUGUUUCCUACUUUGCUGUCGAUAUCUGCAAAAGGAGGAACAAGAACGGAUUACGGCAAUAGAAAAGACUUCUCGUGCACUUUAAAUUUGGACGAAUGGUUGCAGCUCCAGUGGCACCGACCACAGCUGGAGCACCGUCGCCUGCUGCAGCUGCAACUCCUGUGGCUUCCGCGGCGAAAACAGCAACGAAAAAGAAGAAACCGGUUAAGGCGUCUGGUGCUGGUACGCAGGCGAAACCGAAAAAGCCGGCUCGAAAGCGAAAGCCUCCAACGAAAUCGAGUGUCGCGUCGAAUCAAACAAUUUUGAAUGAUGCUCGAGCUGCUAGUCACGAUCUAGCGUACCAGCGAGCACAAGCAGCAGCUCGCCGAUCUGAUCCCUUAUGGUAUCGUAUUGAAGAUGUGCUACCGGUAGUCCAAGAAGCCAGCACUAUGGCGCCAAAGGCGGGAAUACUGCCGGAGCAAGUUCAGGUUGUGGAAGCAGCGUUGGCCCAUCACGGUAUGACACGGGCAGAUGUGACGCCGCAGGCCCUCGCUUGCCUUUUAGAACAGGCCAGACGCUUUGCACAGGAGUUAAUUGCCGAUGCGCAAGAUUAUGCGUAUACCGUAAAUCGUGCGGAUGUUUCUCGGGCCGAUUUGUUGCUCGCUUCCGAGAUGAGAGCCGACCAUCCUAUUGCCACUUCGACGCAGCUGCCAAAGCUUAAUUUAGUUUCCCAGCAGUUGAACAGAGUGCCCCUUCCGCCAAUCCCAUCGCAUUGCUAUUCCGGAAUCCUACUACCGCCGAAGCAGCAUCAGCUGACGGCGAGAACAUACGAUGUGGUGAGUGGAGCGCAAGUGUAUCGCAGGAUGACCCACAAGGCGCCGGAAGCGCCCAAAAAGAAGCAGUCCACGACGACCCAGCCAGGAUAUGGUGCGUCGCGAGGAAGACAGAUUCCUGUCAAGCUCAAGGAACAGUCGGUGGCCGGGCCAACACCAAUGGAUACAUCAGGAAGUGGAGAGGUUCCUACCAAAACAGCCACUUCACUCUCCGGUUUGGCGACUGCCACUCCCACACAAGCUACUCCGCUUGCACAAGCUGCUCCGCCUAAUGCAAUUGUCCAAUCCCCUUCGGCUCCCAAAGAAACUUCACAAGAAUCUCAUAUGGCACAAGAACCGUGA